AUGGUCUUCGCCGAGGUUGUUCACGACAAACACGUCCUUCCCUCUCCCUACCCUCUCGCGCCGGUGGUUCUUUCACACGUCUGUUUGUGGUGGCGUGGAGUCGCACUGUCAACCUCAAGUCUCUGGACACGUAUCACGAACCUUUCCCAGACCGCGCUGGAUCAGUAUCUGUUCCGGUCUGGGAAUAGUCCUCUGACUGUAUGGGCGAAGUUCGAGCGCAGCCAGGUCCACAGUCUCGCCAUCGCGAUACUUCUCAUAGAACGAGCCCACCGCUGCAAGGAGUUGCAUUGGACCGACUAUUCGAAGGCCUCUAUCGUCAACAUCGGUGCCUUUACCACGAUGUCACAAGCUCGCUUUGCCGUGUUGCAAGAAUUGGAGCUCGCGUCUCAGGAGUAUAUAUCCCCCGCCAAUAUUGUUCCCUUCACAAGGGGUGAACGGCCUCUCCACACUAUCUCCUUCCCUGCUUUACGCAGCCUCUCCCUCUGUCGAAUAGAUCCUGUGGUGCUGCGUUCGGGACCUAUGCCUGAACUGCGCACACUCAAACUCCAGGAGGUUGAGCUUCCCAUGUCUCAGCUGCUGAACAUGAUAUCUGCGAGUCCUCAUCUUGAGUACUUGACGCUAUUCACCACCGCUACAAUUAUCGACGUCCACCCUGUGGUGGGGAGUGGCUCAUCAAGCAAUCAGGCGCUCCCCAACUCCGCCGUCCGACAACUCAAACUCCCCAUUCAUGAACUUCUCUGGGACCUCGCGCCGAUUACGGACUUCUGGCGACUCUUCCAGUUCAUCGACAUGCCAAGCCUUCAAACACUGGGUAUCUCCUUCCCUGCGGAUCAAGACCUGCAACGCUGGGUGCAUCUCUUUGGGGACGUGCAUGCCUUUGCUCCUGACGAGGCCCCUGAGGUCCCUAUAGAGUUUCCAGAGCUGCGCAGUCUCACCGUGGAGUUCGACAUCCUCGAUCCUUCGCAACCGCCGUCCCAAUUCGCGCACAUCUCAUACCCCAAUCUCGAGGAGCUGCACGUAGCCUACAAACACCGUACCCGAGAUUUUGCCUCGUACGCCGCGUUCCCGACCCCCUCUGAGCACCCGCUCUUCCAAGAGCGGAAUUGGGACAACCUCAGACGUCUGUACCUCACCCACACCAAAAUCAACGCCGAGGGCCUGUGCGAGCAUCUCGCGUACGACCUGCCCUCGCUCGACUACCUGGGCUUCGACAGCUGUCCCGGGGCGGGCACGGUCGUCUGUGCGCUCGCCUGCCCUACCGACCCGUGCUUGCACGACCACCGACGGCCCUCUUCAGCGCACACCGACUGGCUCUGUCUACGCCUGGCCAUUCUCGCUCUCAUCGACUGCGACGACGUACGCAUCGACUGUGUGCGGAACGUGAUCGAGACUCGUGCCUUCGCCGCGUAUGGGGUGCACGACGUCCAGGCCCGCUCUGCCUGGGGCUCGUCGGCGUUCAUGAGCCACGUUGACAAGCAGGAGAACACGCCUUGUCCGCUCGAGAUGCUGCAGAUCUACCGCUGUGCCAAGGUCACGGAGGCCGGGCUGCGGCUGCUGGAGUCCCUUCCAGGGGCGCCGGAGAUCGUAUUCAAGAAUCAGGUUAUCAAGGAGAACGCCUGAGGGGGGUCACUGCUUCAUCGCAGUCAGCGUAGUAUGUGGUAUAUCAUAUGUCGAUUAC
Molecule: messenger RNA, 1678 nt
Organism: Dichomitus squalens LYAD-421 SS1
Lineage: Eukaryota; Fungi; Basidiomycota; Agaricomycetes; Polyporales; Polyporaceae
Exons: 1
Coding region: 1-1620 (539 amino acids)
Source: RefSeq, a predicted model, not a curated record